Messenger RNA from Oncorhynchus nerka (sockeye salmon), 6730 nucleotides. RefSeq names its product anoctamin-5-like. Lineage: Eukaryota; Metazoa; Chordata; Actinopteri; Salmoniformes; Salmonidae. Gene Ontology annotation, cellular component: plasma membrane. The record is from RefSeq and is a predicted model, not a curated record. The transcript is spliced from 23 exons. Gene Ontology annotation, molecular function: protein dimerization activity; chloride channel activity. The coding region runs from base 176 to 3160 and encodes 994 amino acids. Gene Ontology annotation, biological process: chloride transmembrane transport.
GGUGGUGUCUCUUGAGCGCAGUUUCAAGAUUCAUCUUGAGAAGGUAGCAGUACAUUUACCGCUCAAAGUGAGUCCGGAGCCUAAGGCGUGGGCUUGGAGUCCUGACUCAAAAGAUACCUUGUUUUUUUUCCUUGUUUUUACCGGGCCGAACGUCGUUCCGCAAGGGCUCGGCAAGAUGAGUGACAGGAGUCGACUAACGGGAAAGAUUGGAGAUGAAACUUUGAUUGAGAUGAGCCAGAACUCCCUAUGUGAUGGGGACAACAACGGCUUCCCCCACGAUACUGACGACUAUCCCCAGCCUGACCCUUCAGAGUCUCCCACUCCUUACAUCAACCCUCCUGAUCAUGGCUCCUGUGAGUCUCUGGGUCCUGGGGUCCAGGGUCAUGGUACCUGUGAUUCUCUGGGUCCUGGGGUCCAGGGUCAUGGUUCCUGUGAUUCCCUCUGCUCCAGUUUGCCCUCCAUCCACUCUCACCACUCAGGCUCUGACCACAGUGACAGCAGCCCUGAACGUGGACAGAUCCUUAGACGUUUGUCCACCGUGACUGGGCUGACUGGGGUUGACAAGCAUCAGCAGAGUAAAGACUCUGUGUUCUUCCGUGAUGGAAAGAGGAGGAUUGACUUCAUCCUGUCCUAUGUGGAUGACCGAGACGGAGAGAGGAAGCAGGAGAGGCGGAAGGAGUACGAGGCGAACCUACAGAAGGCAGGUCUGGAGCUGGAGACAGAGGAUCAAUCGGAGUCAGAUGAUGGUAAGACAUACUAUGUGAAGAUCCACACUCCGUGGGAUGUGCUAGCCACCUAUGCCGAUGUCCUCAAGAUCAAGGUUCCCUUCAAGGCCAACGACAUCCCCGCACACAAGGACAUUCCCAUGAACUGGCUGUUCACUCCCUUCCGUCUACCGAACCACAUUAUGAAUCCUGAACCAGACUACUUCACCUCACCCUUCAACAAGGAAAAGAUUGACUUCUUCCUUAUCGAUGACAAGGAGACCUUCUUCCCUCCCUCUGUCCGCAACAGGAUAGUGUACUAUAUCCUGGCCCGCUGUGCGUACUACAAGGAGGACAGUGAUGACAAGAACAAGAAGGGCAUCAAGCGCCUGCUCAACAACGGGACCUACGGGGCUGCCUUCCCACUACAUGAUUCUCGCUACUGGAAGGCAUCCAGAGACCCCAACAGUGAGAGUGAGAGAUUCAGCCUCUACAAACACUGGGCCCGGUUCUUCAGUUUCUUCAAAGAGCAGCCUCUCAAUUUGAUACGGAAGUAUUACGGGGAGAAGAUUGGGAUCUACUUUGCCUGGCUGGGUUUCUACACUGAGAUGCUGUUCUUCGCUGCGGUAGUCGGCCUGAUCUGUUUUCUCUAUGGAUUGUUCACCUUCGAUGACAACGUCUGGAGUAAAGAAAUCUGCAGUGAGGAGAUUGGAGGCAACAUUAUCAUGUGUCCGCUGUGUGAUAAGACGUGUGGCUACUGGAAGCUCAACUCAACGUGUAACUCCUCCUGGCAAUCGCAUAUGUUUGACAAUGUGGGGACAGUUUUCUUUGCCAUAUUCAUGGGGAUUUGGGUGACUCUGUUUCUGGAGUUCUGGAAGCGUCGGCAGGCCCGGCUGGAGUACGAGUGGGACCUGGUGGACUUUGAGGAAGAGCAGCAGCAGCUUCAACUACGACCAGAGUACGAGAUCAAGUGUACCAGCCGCAGAGUCAACCGCGUUACACAGGAGAUGGAACCAUACUUUCCCGCAAAAUCCCAGUGUGCUCGUACAUUCCUGUCUGGAGCCACCGUCAUAUUCUGGAUCUCCCUGAUCAUAGCGUGUAUCAUCGGGGUGAUAGCCUACCGUUUGGCGGUGUACGCUGCGUUCGCCAGCAUCAUGAAGGACAGCCCCACCAAUAACAUCCACAUGGUGGGCUCCCUCAUCACCCCGCAGCUCGCCACCUCCGUCACCGCCUCCUGCAUCAACUUCGUCAUCAUCAUGAUCCUCAACGUGAUGUAUGAGAGAGUGGCCAUCUGGAUCACUGACAUGGAGAUCCCCAAAACACACCUGGAGUACGAGAACAAGCUGACAGUGAAGAUGUUUCUGUUCCAGUUCGUCAACUACUACUCUUCCUGUUUCUACGUGGCCUUCUUCAAGGGGAAGUUCGUCGGCCGUCCCGGAGACUACAUCUAUAUGUUCGGCUGGAGCAAGCUGAGGAACGAGGAGUGUGAUCCUGGUGGCUGUCUCAUUGAGCUGACCACUCAGCUGGUCAUAGUGAUGGCAGGCAAACAGGUGUGGGGUAACAUCCAGGAAGCUCUGGUUCCGUGGCUGCUGAACUGGUGGGGGAGCCGUAAAGCCCGUAGCCACCCUGAGAGCCUGUACAGCCGCUGGGAGCAGGACCAUGACCUGCAGAACUUUAGCCAUCUGGGUCUUUUCUAUGAGUACCUGGAGAUGGUGAUCCAGUUUGGUUUCAUCACUCUGUUCGUGGCCUCCUUCCCUCUGGCCCCCCUGCUGGCGCUGAUGAACAACAUUAUAGAAGUUAGAGUGGACGCCUGGAAGUUCACCACCCAGUUCCGCCGGCCCGUGGCGGCCAAAGCCCACAGCAUCGGAGCCUGGCAGGAAAUACUGAACGGAGUUGCCGUUUUCUCAGUCGUCACCAACGCGUUCAUCGUAGCCUUCACAUCAGACAUGAUUCCCCGGCUGGUGUACAUGUAUGCCUACAGCCCUGACAACGAUCUCUCUAUGAAGGGCUACAUCAACAAUAGCCUGUCAGUGUUCAACAUCUCUGGGUUCUCUGAGGACAACCGGCCUGAUGACGGAGAGAGCCCUGAAUGGUUCAACAGCUCUGUCAUCACCACCUGCAGGUACCGUGACUACCGCUACCCUCCAGGCCAUGAGAAGCAGUACACUCACACCAUGCAGUUCUGGCACAUCCUGGCUGCCAAGCUGGCCUUCAUCAUUAUCAUGGAGCACGUGGUGUUCAUGGUGAAGUUCUUUGUGGCAUGGAUGAUUCCUGACGUUCCCGCGGAGGUGAAGGCCAGGGUCAAACGGGAACGCUACCUCAUCCAGGAGUACCUGCAUAACUACGAGGUGGAGAAUCUGAAGAUCCAGCUAAGCCACAGGAACGAUGACUGCUCCUCCAACCCCGUGGACCACCCCGACAUAACCCGGCGCCAAGUGCUCUCCGAGUGUCUCUAGCACCCGUCCUCGCCCUCCGCCCACUCGUUUGAUUUUGGCUCGUGUUCAUUAGGGCACACGACGGAAAACUUUUUAAAACGUUUUUCGACGGGAAAUUUAUAAUUGGCGUUUUUGUUAUCGGACAUGUCCGAGAUAGGACAUUUCCCAGUUUUGAGUCUGUUUUGUUCCGUUUGGUGCCUCAUGAACAAGACCCUGUUCAGAUUGGGCUGGGGCCUGGGCUGGUCUUAAGGAGAUUCUCUAUAAACUACCCUGAACGGUGGGAGAUCUGUCAGGGCUCUGUCUGCUGGUGGGGUAUAGAGGGAAAACCUCACAGAAAUAGCGCUUUGAUUACCUCUGUUGGUAGAAAGGUGCUGUAUAAAUCACAUUCAUCAUCAUCAUCAUCAUUAAAUACAAGACAAUACUACAUUUAGUGUGACAUGUUUAAAGCAGUGCCAGAUCUGUCCAUGUGUGGUCUAUGGGAUUUCAGAUCUCAUCUUCAAUCAACAACCAUUCACGCUAACAUACUAAGGCUACGUUUACACAGGCAGCUCAAUUCUGAUCUUUUUUUUUUUUUUUUACACUAAUUGGUGUUUUGACCAAUCACAUCAGAUCUUAUCACGUAAGAUUUUUUUUCAGAACUGAUCUAAUUGGUCAAAAGGCCAAUUAGUGGAAGAAAAAAAGAUCAGAAUUAUGUUGCCUGUGUAAAUGCAGCCUACUAGAUGCAGACUACAGCAAUAGAGUCCUGACUGACAACAAGAGGGAAGCAGGGAGCUGCGAAACAUGACUGCUUGCAUUGCAACGGUGUUGGGGCGGUAAAGCGUUACAAAAUAAUGCUCAGAAUCAUUUUCUUGUGGUAACGAGUAAACUAACGCGUUCGUUUUUUAAACGUAAGUAGUCCGUUACUUAGUUACUUUUUCAAAUAAGUAAUUUUACAAUAUUAUUUCUCCUUUUCUUUGUUAGCUGGUAGUUAGCUAGCGAGAUGGCAAAGACAACAGCCUUUAUUGUGGAAGUAUUUACAUUCGUUUGAACUAGUAGAAGAAAAUGACAGAUGUUACCCCUCGAAUCUUGACUGAAGGCGCUUUGCGGGAUUCACACGCCUCCAGGAUAUUUCUAAUUUAUUGUCGUGUAAUAAAAACAAACCGCGUAGCAAGGUGAUCAAGUUAGGCUCAGUAGAUAAGAGUGGACAUUUAUCCUGCUCCGGCUUCACCAUCAUUUAUACAGGAAAUGGCACUAGAAUUACACAAUGGGAUCGUAUAGUUUAAUAAAAAUCCAGUUAGUUUCUGUGUGUAAUAACAGAUUGGUAGCCUGAGCUGACCUUUUACUGAGACCAGUUGGUUUUAUAUAGGUAUUUACUGAUGUGUAAUUGUAAAUGAGAUAUUGCGUCUUGUCAAUAUUACUUGAGUUGGGCUACGGACAUUAGGCUCUGCAAGCCAUUCAAAGGUGGUGUGCGCCCUCUACUGGGCAUAAGAAGGAAUGACCAACACGUACUCGUUCUCUUCAGAGGGUUGUUUUUGGAAACGCAAAUGUUACUUUCCGUUCUUUUAAUGCAAGUAACGUUAUAACGUAACUCAUUUCUUUAAAAAGUAACAUUCCCUGUAAAUCGUUAUGUCCAUUUCAUAUUCAUAUCUCCUCUCCCUUAUAAGUUUACUAUCUAUUAAAUGAUUGUACUCUGAAGAAGUGAUGAGACUUUGCUGGUCAUUCACAAUCACAAUGCUGUACAAACAUUGUGUUAACGCCAGGCAACUUUAGCUAGCUCUCAGCCUAUCACACCAAAUGCAAUCACUGUGUUCAUUUUGAUACUAUUAGCAACCAAAAACAAAAUGCCUUAAUAUUUUUUACAAAUUCAUUGUUAAAUGAGUAAAGAGGCUACAGUUAGUUAAAUUUUGAAGUAAUGUCAGUUGAACGUUUAAACGUAUUUACUAAUCUUCUGCAACUUGCCAACUUAGCUUCUGUCCAAGGUCCAAGUAUCAGACGAUAUGGGAAAAGUAUUACUUUUUUCACAUAUCAUCUGAUACUUGGCCUCAGCAAUCAUUUCCUUAUUUCAGAAGUCAGGAUUUGGGCAGGAGAGGAGAGUGGGCAGUAGCAGCUGGUGUUUACUGUUGACUGUGUGUGUUCUGUUCUUUAAAGAUGAGUGAGAUAGAUAGAUAGAUAGAUAGAUGAAAGAGAGGAGAUCAAUCCCUUUUUAUUGUGCCUUUGUUUACACACUCACUAAUGAAAGCUUAGCUUGUCCUCACCUACUGGGGCUAGUCAUGUCCCUCAUACCACCAUACCUCUCUCGCUCUCUCCUUCCAUCCAAAACACAUUGCUCUCUCUCUCUCUCUCGCUCUCUCUGUCUGUCUCUCUCACUCUAUCCAUCCAAAACACAUCACUCUCUGUCUCUCUCACUCUCUUUCUCCAUCCAUCCAAAACACAUCACUCUCUGUCUCUCUGUCUCUCUCACUCUCCAUCCAUCCAAAACACAUCACUCUCUGUCUCUCUCUGUCUCUCUCACUCUCCAUCCAUCCAAAACACAGCAUUUAGCCUUUCAUCAUGACUGGUUAUAUUUUCUGGUUUUAUGUUCGUGAUGAAAAAGAAAGAUUAACAUUAUUUUAUAGUUUUUUUGUUGUUGUUGCACAAAGCACUUAAAUAAAUGACACUAGCUGAUUGCUGAUCUGUUUCUGCUGUGUGACUCGAAUGCAGUUGACGAGACAGUACAAACAGAUUAUUCCCGGGGAACGCUGCAUACUGUAUGUUCGGCUCAAAUUACUUUCGCAUUUCAGUUGCACUAUAUACCACAGAUCUCCAGUGCUACAGACUGAAUCGAGCCCUUUAAUGUUUAUCUACAAGGAACAAACCUAUUGUACUGUAGAUGUUGCAGAGAUAUAAUUCAAUGAAAUAUAUUUCAAAUGGAUCCCACCCUUUUUAAUCGCACAUAAUUAUAUAUGUUUGGACUUGAAUCUAGAGUCUAAAAAGAAGGAGAAUAAGAAAAUCGGUUGAAGCAUGUACAAUCAGUGAAUAAAAGUUGUUUUAUUGAAUGGAGGAUGUGUUUCCAAAGGUAUAAAUGUACUACCUAUGUAAGGUAAUAUCAAUUUAAGAAGUAAUUGUUUUCUUUAUUAUAGCUGGCUAUACCUCAAUCUCAGGCUGAACAUCCUAAUAUAGAAUGUUUGGUACGAAAAUAAAACACAAAUGUGUUUACAAUAUCAAGUGACAUGUAAAACACCAAUAGCCUACAUUUGACUGAUGAAAUGUUCUUUCCAAUGCUGUGGGCUCUAUGAAGCUAAUGCUUUUGUUCGUGCCUCAAAAUAUCACCUAUAGACUUUUGUGUGUCCUAAAAGUAUCUCUUUUAUUAAUUUCUUAUGUUUUUCCCUCUUGAAUAUCUGUUUUCGUCCUUUUCUGUAUUUUAUUGCAUAAAUCUGUUAAAAAAUAUAUAUAUAUAUAUAAUAAUAUUGAUUUUGGAUCUUGAUUUUCGAAAAAUUGAGUGUUUUUAAUUUGUUUGGCUUUUUCUAUCAUUUUAAUUGUGAUACACUGCUCAUGUAUGCGCGAUAGUUUUCACUGUUGGACUGUAUUAUGCCUGAAUUGUAAAGUGAAUAAAUUGCCAAACAAUUACCAAAA